This is a messenger RNA of Colletotrichum acutatum, 969 nucleotides long. RefSeq lists its product as uncharacterized. NCBI's taxonomy places the organism in Eukaryota, Fungi, Ascomycota, Sordariomycetes, Glomerellales, Glomerellaceae. The record is from RefSeq and is a predicted model, not a curated record. The transcript is spliced from 6 exons. The coding region runs from base 1 to 969 and encodes 322 amino acids.
AUGACGACUGGCGCGAGAGACUCGCUCAUAGCUAUCUGCUUUCUAUGGGCAAUUUUUGCAGCGGUAGUAUUUGCUCGACUCUGGGGCAGAUAUCGUGGAAUUGGCGUUGGCGGAGAUGAUAUCUUGGCUUUGGCUGCUUGUUUUCUAUCAGGCAGUACAAUAGGCAUGAAUACAGCAGUUCUUACGUCUGGUGUCGGGUACAACUUCGACCCUGACUCUGAGGUGUAUCCAAAAUUGCUCAAUAACAUGCAAUUCAUCUUGAAGACGACUUUUGCUUUCACGCUUAUCUACCUUUGGGCACUGGCGUCCUUGAAGCUCAGUCAGCUCUGGUUCUAUUACAGAGCCUUUUCUGUUCAACUCAAGUGGUGGAUCUUCCUUAUUGGCAGCGUUGUCAUUGCAUGGGCUUUGGUCUUCACCUUCGUCUUCAUCUUCCUCUGUAAUCCGAUUUCCCAACAAUGGACAGUGCAGCGAAUCGGGCACUGCAUGGACCAGAUCCUGGUGCUCAAGUGCAUUAUCAUGACAAACCUUGUCACCGACCUGUUCAUUGUAAUUCUACCUAUCUGGACUGUCUGGCAAUUGCAAAUGCGAAAAACCGAAAAGCUUGCUGUUAUUGCUUGCUUUGCCCUCGGCUUAGCAUGCUGUGUGAUUGGCAUUGUUCGAUUCUGGCAGAUCUACGUUAUCGAUCUCAUUGGCAAUUUGACUGGCACUUCCUUGACUACAUUCAUGUUAUGCACGGUCGAGCUCAUGCUUGCAGGUCUUUGCAUCAAUAUCCCUAUGCUUCGACCCUUCUACCUCAGAUGGAGAGCCAAGUACAAGUCCUCCUCGAUCGAAAAUUCCAAUAGCCAGAGUGCAUUCAACAAGGGAUCGCGGAGUGGGCAGAUCAAGGUGCAACCCAAACCUGGUCAGUACACAGCAUGGAUAGAACUGGUUAGUUGUCAAAUUUUCCAAUGGCAUUCAAGCCGCUUGUAA